This is a messenger RNA of Athalia rosae (coleseed sawfly), 1414 nucleotides long. RefSeq lists its product as uncharacterized. Gene Ontology annotation, biological process: sodium ion transport. NCBI's taxonomy places the organism in Eukaryota, Metazoa, Arthropoda, Insecta, Hymenoptera, Athaliidae. Gene Ontology annotation, molecular function: sodium channel activity. The record is from RefSeq and is a predicted model, not a curated record. The coding region runs from base 20 to 1348 and encodes 442 amino acids. Gene Ontology annotation, cellular component: membrane. The transcript has 4 exons.
UAAACUUGCUCGGAGAUUGAUGAAAAAAUAUCAGCCGAAACAAAUAGGCUUUAAUUUACCGUCAGAUAAGUGUAAUCCCGGAGCAAAUUUACCCUUAUCGCUUUGUUUGAUCGGUGUUUCGAUCAACCGUCUCCCUGGAACGCGUUGUGGCGGACUUUUCAUUUUUGCUUCACCCGAGGACAGUGGCUUCCAAACCGAAAAGACACCUCAGCUUCGAAUAUUUUUCCAUCGAGUGCAGCUGCAGAUUUAUUGUUCAGAGGCAAAAAGAAACGGCGGAAAAAUAAACAUGUCACGCGUAAGAAACCCGACAAAGUCUACAAUCGAGAUUUCGAGCGGUUCUUCCAUCGAUUUAAAAACCUUUUCAAAGUUUUUCAAGCGGGACGGAAAACCUGCCGAUAAAGCGUCAUCGGGGCAAGGAGUUUCUGAAAAACAUGAAAAAGCACCCGUUGCGGAAUACGAAAACGAAGCGAAAGAACACGAUCACGUGGAAACGUGGAGUCUUGUCGAGCUUCGGAAGACGUGGUCGAGGAGAAUUCGCUGGCUGACUUUUGUCGGGUGUCUCGUAGCUGUCGUUGUCCAACUGUACCAGUGUUACGGCAAGUUGAGAUUGCCACCGGUUACGACGCACACUCGAUUCCACGUCAACGAUUCCCUCUGGUAUCCGGCCGUCACCAUUUGCCGAGAGCCACCCUUUCGCAUCGAAGUUUUCAACAAAUACCAUCUAGGCGCUUCCCCUAGAUUCACCUCCGAGUGGCGUUACUUCCCCUGGGACGAAAUGACCCUGGAAGAGCUCUACACGGAAGCCACCUUUCCCGCCGACGAAGUUCUUCUACUGUACGGUCUGAACGGAGAAGUUCAUCACGUCGAGCUGACGAGUGGCUUUUUCUUUGAAUCCGGUUCCUGUCACACCCUCACUCCGAAAGUGACGUCCCAGACCGCGGGUUCGGCGGCGGGUUACUCGAUCCUCGUAACCCACAGUGGAAUCGCCGACGAAGUCGCGCCGGAAAUCCCCCCGUCCGUAGGAUGGCACGUUUUCGUUCACGAGCCGAGCGAAACGUGGACGGAAAAUAAAAUGCAAAGCUUAGGCCGACAGCAAGCGUUCUACAUCGAGGUGGGUGAGGAGGUGCACGUGAGGCUAUCGGUCGAGGAAUUCCGGCAGACAAAUAUCGGCCAAUCCAGACAAUGCGUAAAUGGAUUGGAGGGCGGAGAGGUGAGAUGCGCGGAGAGAUGCAGGUGGAAACAAUUCGCCGUCGACGGUUGCGCCGCCCCUUGGCUUCCAGGACUCGAUCUCCCGGACUGCAAAACCUACAACGACACCUUGAAACUCAUUCGCAAUUAUCUCUUGUAAUACACGCAUGUAUAUCGAUUCCGAAGAAACCUCGAGGUCCUUCGAAUACCGAAUUUAAUCGCACUC